AUGGCGCCGCGUUAUAUCACCUACCAGGUGCUGUGUUGGCUUUAUCUCAUGAGCUAUAAAGGUGCAAUGUCUACUCUUACAAUAACAAGCAAUAGCACCUACGCUCAUCAAAUGAUUGAACUUAAAUGUGUUUCUUCAAAGCCUUUUACAAGAUAUGAGUGGAAAAAAGGCAAUAUCAGUGCUGUGACCAUUUAUAGACUGUCCAAAGAUAAUACCAGCCUAUAUAUCCCUGAUGCGGUGUUUGAGGACUGUGGACGUUACAUCUGCAUUGCAGAAAAUAAUGGGGCAAUUGAGCAAGCAGAAUACGAAUUAAUUAUUGAUGGUAUCCUUCCAUACGAAUAUAGGAUAAUAACAACAGCUGUCGCAGGCCUUGGGUUUAUGCUGACAUCAGUUAGUGCCUUCAUGCUCUCAACAAUGUUUCGGAACAGAGAUCUGAAAGCACGGAAAUUCAUGAUUGGUCUUUGCCUGCUCUGCCUGAUGUCAUCACUAAUUUUGCUUGUAGCUGCGACCACUUUGUGGAUCUUUAUUGAUGGUUGGACCAUUGAAUCAGUGGCUCUUCUAAUUGUUUCACUUGUUUUCAUGUUUAUACCAAUGAUAAUGUAUGCUGGGAAAAAGAAAGGUCCAUGUCAACGGUUUUGGGCAAGUGACUAAAAGCUACCAAGAUGAAGAUGAGGAGAGUGAAACUGAUCCUGAGAAAGAAGUUGCCGGGCCUUCAAAGACCUGAUACAGG
Molecule: messenger RNA, 730 nt
Organism: Carcharodon carcharias (great white shark)
Lineage: Eukaryota; Metazoa; Chordata; Chondrichthyes; Lamniformes; Lamnidae
Exons: 6
Coding region: 1-651 (216 amino acids)
Source: RefSeq, a predicted model, not a curated record